ACGGGGAGGAGUGGGACAGGCAAAUGUAGAGUCGGUCCGAACCGCAUUUCAUUGCUGCAGUGUUUAUCACGUUUUUCUGACUCACUUUACUUUCUCCGGUGGCGGACUGUCGGCACCGCAGAGAUAAUCUCGUAGAUAAGUCCAGUUUUUCCGUCAUUAAAAAUAAAAUUGUUGUCUUUCCAGAUGUUGUUGACAGGAGACGCACCGACAACGGACAGUGCUUGUUUUAUUGAGGUGCCUUUGGACUGCUGAAGUAUCGGGUCACCUGAGACACAUUUCACUUCCUCGUUAUCGGGACGUCACUUGUUGUUUAUUUCAUCAAUGGGAGUUUGUCUGCUGUCACUCAGAUGAAAACGGCGGCCGGACUGUAGAAAAGACACCUGUUACCGUCUCAAACGUCCCCUGUUUGUCUGCAAAAGGGUACUGUAGGUGUGUGUGGGUGUGUUUGCCAGCUCUAAUGACUGAAGCUAGAAAACUGUGAGAGGACUGAAUCGCCUCAUUAUGACAGAGGUCCAGACUCCGUGGCCUCAGGGCACAGAGUGUGUGGCCAGGUACAACUUCAAGGGCACCUCAGAACAUGACCUGCCCUUUAACAAAGGAGAUGUGCUGACUAUUAUCGUCGUCACGAAGGAUCCAAACUGGUACAAGGCAAAAAAUGUUGCAGGUCGCGAGGGAACAAUUCCAGCCAACUAUGUUCAGAAAAGGGAAGGUGUGAAAUCUGGAGGGAAACUGAGUCUAAUGCCAUGGUUUCAUGGGAAGAUAACACGGGAUCAGGCAGAGCAGUUGCUUUACCCACCUGAAACAGGACUGUUUUUGGUGCGAGAGAGCACAAACUUCCCCGGGGACUACACCCUGUGUGUUGGCUGCGAUGGCAAGGUGGAGCACUACCGCAUCAUCUACCACGACGGCAAACUCACUAUCGAUGAUGACUUGUUCUUUGAAAACCUCAUGCAGCUGGUUGAGCACUACACCAAAGAUGCAGACGGCCUGUGCACCAAACUGAUAAAGCCGAAGCUGGAGGAGGGGACGGUGGCCGCUCAGGAUGAGUUUUCCAGGAGCGGCUGGUCAUUGAGCAGAAAGGACCUCAAGCUGCAGCAGGUUAUUGGAAAAGGAGAGUUUGGAGAUGUGAUGGUGGGAGACUACAGAGGGACUAAAGUAGCUGUGAAGUGCAUAAAAAAUGAUGCUACAGCACAGGCCUUUAUUGCAGAGGCUUCGGUCAUGACGCAACUACGGCACAAUAACCUGGUGCAGCUGCUUGGAGUGAUUGUAGAGGAGAAUGGGAGUCUAUUUAUAGUCACUGAGUACAUGGCCAAGGGCUGUUUGGUUGACUACUUACGUUCUAGAGGCCGGACGGUGCUUGGUGGAGAUGCUCUCCUUAAUUUUGCACUAGAUGUCUGUGAAGCCAUGGCAUACCUGGAGGCCAAUAACUUUGUCCACCGAGACUUAGCAGCCCGCAAUGUUCUUGUGUCAGACGACAACAUCGCCAAAGUCAGUGACUUCGGUCUGACCAAGGAGGCCUCUUCCACCGAGGACACUGCUAAGCUUCCCGUGAAGUGGACGGCACCAGAGGCCCUCAGGGAGAAGAAAUUUUCCACCAAAUCAGAUGUUUGGAGCUACGGUAUUUUGCUUUGGGAGAUUUACUCUUUCGGCCGAGUGCCUUACCCGAGAAUUCCAUUAAAAGACGUUGUGCCUCGAGUGGAGAAAGGAUACAAGAUGGACUGUCCAGAUGGCUGUCCUGAAGUAGUGUAUAACAUCAUGAAACAGUGCUGGAAUCUGGAUCCUGCUGCUCGACCAAGCUUUCAGAUGCUGAGGGAGUGGCUACAACAUAUCAACCGAGGGAUGGAAAAAAAACAGUGAGAGAUAUGACAGAACAGACAAAAAAGUGACAUUUCUUCUUCUUCAUUUUGACCGCUUGGACCAUAACCAGGAUGAAAAAAACUCUUAUUUGACAAAACAAAAUUUGUUUUCACAUGUUGUCCUCAAAAUGUCUAAGUUUACUUUUCUGAAGGUCCUUUGUCACCUUAAGUUUUUGAAACUGCAGUAGCUCUUACUGACUGGCUCAGUUGCGCUAGUAAAUUAUCAAGAGUGAACGAUUAACUGUCAUGUUAAUGAAUCUUUCCUUAGAACACAGUGCUGCCUCAGAGCCACAGUGCCUUGACCUGUUUUUUUUAUCUUAUAUGUUUGACAUCUUUCACAUUGAUGUCCUUGCUCAUGGUAAUGGUAUGAUUUCAUUUUAUCACCUUUAAACAGUAACAUCAUUUGACGAAGUUCACUGAAUCCAUUGCAUCUGUUGGAAGAGGCAAAACAGUUCAAAGGCAGGAAUACAAUUAUGUUAUGUUAUUAUUUACUGUACUGUUUUUGACAGUUUCUAGGUACAUCUUUUUGCAUGAAUGUUGAAUUAUUUUGAUAAAAGGACUAAGUUAAAAAUGACCAAUUGUGCAGCUCUGUAAGUCUAAAAAAGAAGCUCAAGUUUGGACAACCUUUACUACUGAUACAGUAACACCAUUCAACUCAGGCAUGAAGACAUUCCCAUGUACAGAAUUUGCUAUCUUAAUUAAAUAAAUGUUUUAUUUUUAGGAAACUUUGGGUUUAACCAAAUUGUAUGGAGCUUGUAUGCAAUGAAAAAAUAAGAAUAUUAAUAAAUGUACUGUGUUUCCAUUUUCAACAAUAAAAAAAUAAUCUAUUUUGAAA
Messenger RNA from Scatophagus argus, 2691 nucleotides. RefSeq names its product tyrosine-protein kinase CSK-like. The record is from RefSeq and is a predicted model, not a curated record. The coding region runs from base 502 to 1857 and encodes 451 amino acids. NCBI's taxonomy places the organism in Eukaryota, Metazoa, Chordata, Actinopteri, Scatophagidae. The transcript has 13 exons. Gene Ontology annotation, biological process: adherens junction organization; protein phosphorylation; regulation of Fc receptor mediated stimulatory signaling pathway. Gene Ontology annotation, molecular function: ATP binding; protein tyrosine kinase activity; protein binding.